Cuculus canorus (common cuckoo) is the source of this 8875-nucleotide messenger RNA. It is a transcript of the gene LARP1, whose product is annotated as La ribonucleoprotein 1, translational regulator. Gene Ontology annotation, molecular function: RNA cap binding. Gene Ontology annotation, biological process: positive regulation of translation; mRNA stabilization. The record is from RefSeq and is a predicted model, not a curated record. Bases 74 to 3220 code for a protein of 1048 amino acids. Lineage: Eukaryota; Metazoa; Chordata; Aves; Cuculiformes; Cuculidae. The transcript is spliced from 20 exons. Gene Ontology annotation, cellular component: cytosol; cytoplasmic stress granule.
GCACGGGGGGGGAGGGGGGGGCCGGCCGUAACGGGAGUUUCCCCCGUGAGCCGGGGCGGCUGCGCGCGCGCGGAUGGCGACGCAGGUGGAGGCGCUGCUGCCCGGCGCGCCGCUGCUGCCCGGCGAGGAGCGCGCCCUGGUGCUGAAGCCGCCGCAGGACGGCGGCCGGGAGAAGGGCGAGCCGCCCAUGGGGCCCGACGGCGGCCCCGGCGCGCCGCGGCCGCCCAGCGCCAAGCAGCAGAAAGACGAGAGCAACAACCAGGAGAAGGAGAGCCUGCUGCGGGCGGGCGGCGAGGCGGACGACGGCGGCGAGGCGGGCGGCGCGGGGCGGCGCGAGUUCAUCGAGGCCCCGCCGCCCAAGGUGAACCCCUGGACGAAGAACGCGGCCGUGAACGGGCAGUCGCCGCCAGAUAUAUUUCCAACUGAUGGCCAGUCUGAACUUACAACUCCUGCGAAAGUGGUGAGGGCUGCCAACCCGAGACAGCGUAAAGGAAGCAAGGUUGGUGACUUCGGUGAUGCCACAAAUUGGCCAACGCCUGGAGAAAUAGCCCACAAGAGUGUCCAGCAGCCACACAAAGCACCAUCCCUCCGGAAACUGCCUGUCAAGAAAGACAUGAAAGAGCAGGAGAAGGGAGAUGGGAGUGAUGGCAAAGAGAGUCUGAAAACCAGAUCUGAUGAGUCUGGAGAGGAGAAGAACGGUGAUGAUGACAACCAGAAGUCAGCCCAGAAGAAGAAAGGCAACAAACACAAGUGGGUCCCUUUGCAGAUAGACAUGAAGUCAGAGGUGCCUAGGGACAAAACGGCCUCUCGGAACAACCGGCAAAAUGAGCAGCACAGGCACCCCUCCAACAACCGCAGCGAGCUGAAAGGCUGGCACCCAGACAACAAGCACGAGCGCAGCUGGCAGGACCACGAUGAAACAUCCAGCGUGAAGAGUGAAGGAGGAGCUGUGCGAGGGGCCUUCCGGGGUCGCGGCAGGGGUCGCGGCAGGGGCCGGGGCCGUGGCAGAGGAGGGCACUUCGACUACCAGUACGGGUACCGGAAAUUUGAUGGCUCGGAGGGCUCUCGCACCCAGAAGUACGCUAGCAACAUCACUUACUACUUUGACAACAUCAGUAGCGCCGAGCUCUACAGCGUGGACCAGGAACUGCUCAAGGACUACAUCAAGAGGCAGAUAGAGUAUUACUUCAGCGUGGACAACCUGGAGCGAGACUUCUUCCUGCGUCGCAAGAUGGACUCGGAUGGCUUCCUUCCCAUCACCCUGAUUGCGAGCUUCCACCGGGUGCAGGCACUGACCACUGACAUCAGCCUCAUCAUCAAGGCUCUGAAGGACAGCAAGGUGGUGGAAAUCGUGGAUGAGAAGAUCAGGAGGAAAGAGCAGCCAGAAAAAUGGGCUCUGCCUGGCCCUCCUAUGGCUGACUAUACACAAACAGACUUCUCACAGUUCAUCAACUGCCCUGAGUUUGUUCCCCGGCAAAGUUUCCAGAAAGAGACAGAAUCUGCUCCUGGCUCCCCACGUCCUGCCAGCCCAGUCCCCACCAAGACAGAGGAGGUCAGUAACCUGAAGACUAUGCCCAAGGGCCUGUCCGCAAGUCUGCCAGACCUGGAUUCAGAGACAUGGAUUGAAGUGAAGAAGAGGCCUCGACCCUCUCCGGCCAGGCCCAAGAAACCAGAGGAGUCAAAGACACCACAGCAGCAGAAGCAAAAGGACCAAGAUGAACCUGAGGAACUAGACUUCCUGUUUGAUGAGGAGAUGGAGCAGAUGGAUGGCCGCAAGAACACCUUCACUGACUGGUCUGACGAAGAUUCGGAUUACGAGAUUGAUGAUCGGGAUGUGAAUAAGAUCCUCAUUGUGACGCAGACGCCUCCUUACCUGCGCCGGCAUCCUGGCGGGGACCGGACUGGCAACCACACAUCCAGGGCUAAAAUGAGCUCAGAGCUGGCCAAGGUGAUCAAUGAUGGGCUAUACUACUAUGAGCAGGACCUGUGGACAGAGCAGUUUGAGCCCGAGUAUUCGCAGAUCAAGCAAGAAGUGGAGAACUUCAAGAAGGUGAAUAUGAUCAGCAGGGAGCAGUUCGACACCCUGACCCCAGAGCCCCCUGUGGAUCCAAACCAGGAAGUCCCUCCUGGUCCCCCCCGGUUCCAGCAAGUACCUACAGACGCUUUGGCUAACAAGUUGUUUGGAGUUCCUGAGCCUUCGACCAUCGCCCGGUCUUUGCCUACAACUGUACCAGAAUCACCCAACUACCGCAAUGCCAGGACCCCCCGGACCCCUCGCACGCCUCAGUUGAAGGACCCAACGCAGACACCCCGCUUCUACCCAGUGGUGAAAGAGGGCAGGACGAUAGAUUCUAAGACUCCACGGAAGAGGAAGACAAGGCACAGUUCAAACCCUCCAAUGGAGUGCCAUGUGGGCUGGGUGAUGGACUCGCGGGAACACAGGCCUCGAACCGCAUCUAUCAGCUCCAGCCCCUCGGAAGGGACCCCAGCUGUUGGAAGCUAUGGCUGCACCCCACAGUCCCUGCCCAAAUUUCAGCAUCCUUCGCAUGAGCUGCUCAAGGAGAAUGGCUUCACACAACACGUCUACCACAAGUACCGUCGGCGCUGCCUUAACGAGCGGAAAAGACUGGGCAUUGGUCAGUCCCAGGAGAUGAACACGCUCUUCCGAUUCUGGUCCUUCUUCCUGCGAGAUCACUUCAACAAGAAAAUGUAUGAGGAGUUCAAGCAACUAGCUGUGGAGGACGGGAAGGAAGGAUACAGGUAUGGUCUGGAGUGCCUUUUCAGAUACUACAGCUACGGGCUGGAGAAGAAAUUCCGGCCAGACAUAUUUAAGGACUUUCAAGAAGAGACCAUCAAGGAUUAUGAAGCUGGACAGCUCUAUGGGCUGGAAAAGUUCUGGGCCUUCUUAAAAUAUUCCAAAGCCAAAAAUCUGGACAUUAACAGCAAACUGCAAGAAUACCUCAGCAAGUUCAAGCGCCUCGAGGACUUCCGAGUGGAUCCACCCAUGGGGGAGGAAGGUGGACACAAGAGAUACCCUACGACGUCAGGGGGAGAUAGCAGGAAGCGCUACCCAUCCCAGUCUUCCAGCAAAACGGUCAGCCAGUGCCCAGCCAGCCAAGCCCACGCCUCAUCCAGCCAGCCUGCGCCAGAGGAUGCCAAAAACCUGAGCCACCAAUCUCCCGCCCCAUUGGCUGCAGAGUCGCAGACAGUGGGGAAGUAGAGAGGCUGCAGCGUCUGCUUCCUCCUGGGGGACAGGGUGGGUUGGUGGGGGACUGACUCGGAGAAGGGGAGACGUGAGGGGGUGGGGCAGGAAGGGAGCUGGAAGGUGGGUGCCCAGGAAUAGGCUGCUUGGGAGAAACUUCAACGCACACGAUUUUUUUUCUCUUGUGGCUGGAAAGCAAAGAUGAUCUGCAUGUAAAACACCGUUUUGCUAUUACAACCCUGACCAGAGCCAGACCUGCUCCCUGCAGGCUCAGCCUUUGCUUUCCCUUCCCUCCCCUCCUGUGCACACACUCAUGUCUUAGUGUCUCUUCAACAAAAAAUGUUCUGGCUGGGUUGGAAAGGGGAGAUUUUUUUAUUAUUAUAUAUAUAUAUCAAGUUUUAAAUUAUUGCUAGAAGUUCGUCUGGAUUUACCAAAACAAGUCUGCACUGUGCAGCCCCAAUGACUCCCUUCUGUGUUCCCCCUCGGAUUGCAAGGCAGCCUGUUCAGGAAGCUCGGAGGAGCAAGGUUCCCCAAUGGGGAACUGAAGCCGCAGUGUGUGUCGAUGCUGCGGAGCCUCUGAUCUCCACGACCUGGCUGACUUCUCCCAUUCCAUAUAUGGUGGCACCUCUCUGACACACACUGCUGUGGCAAGGAGCAUCACCCUGUUCGUCCUCCCAGUUCCUCCUUCCCAGCGUCUUUACCUCCAACCUUCCCAAGGGUCUGGCUCUCCCUCCACCUGCCUCUCCCUUCAAUCACGGACAAUUUGGAAGUCAACCAAAGGACCUUUGCCAAGGAUAGGCUUGUUCUGACUCCCUCCUGCAAGGACGACUGGUGGGAGGUCGGCAGGCACCUGGACUCAAGCCUGUGUGGACAGUGCACCCACUGCCCCAGGAAUGCCCAUCGCAUGCAAAGACAGGACUUUGCUGAAGGUGGUUUUCUCUUCCUUUUCCCUUGGAAAUAAUGAAACAACAACAAAAAAACACAUAAACCCCUCUAAAACAACAACAACAAAAAACUUUAAAGACACAUCUCCCUUUGCUUUCUUCCUUGGAAAUAUUAUUGAAGAAAAAAAACACAAACGAACAAAAAGAACAAAAAAAAAAAGUUGCCUUAUGGUGGAGCUGGGCUGGGGAGGCAUGCUGGCUUCCUGCACCCUGGGGCAUGCUGGGCUCUCUGUCCCCCUGGCCCAGAGACUCCUCACGGCAUUGCUGCCGAGCUGAUCUUCCCCGCGGCCUUUCCUCUGACUCCGCAGCUGGCUCGGGUGCCUCACCCCUGUCGUGGAGAACCGCUGUCAGUCUGGAUUCUCGUGGGGGAAGGUGCUAAGGGCAGUCAAAUCCAAGACUUGUGCUCAUGAAGUAGUUGAAGCCGCUAUGUUGUGUAUAUACCGUUGUAGCAUCCUCCCCGUGACAGUGACUGUACCUGCUUACGGCCUUGCUUGGAUCCCCUAUGCCCUCUCCAGGGACACUGCAGGGGGAGAUUGGUCUGCUCUGCACUUCUGGCAUGAGGGGAGAGAUCCUUCACAGCAGCUGGAGGGACCAGCCUUGCUGUGAGUGAGUGGGAGGGCUGGCAUGUCCCUGGUGCCGCUUAAUGCUGUAGCUUGAGGAACCUGUCUCGCAGCCAUCGCUGGCCCCGGGACUACUGAUGGGACUUGUGCUGGGCACGAGCAGGAGCCCUGCCUGGCAAAGGAGGGCUCUCACCUGGGUUUCCUUGUGUGUCAUGUCUUGGCAGGUGGCUCUAUAGAGUCUCCUGCUCAGUGCAAUGUCCCUGUGCAUCUCUGAGGGCUGUGAUAACACCAUGCUGCUCCUUCCUCGGCUGAGGCAGGAGGUUGGCUGCAGAGCUGCUGUGGCAUUUACUUGGUUCCUCCAGCCAGUGCUGGGUGGGCUUUGUCCUGCAAACCCUCCCCAGGCUCGUGAACAGCCCCCCUCGCAGGGGUCCUCUGUGUCAGAGUGGUGAGAUCUGCUCUCAGGAUGCAGAAUUUAGCUCCAGAAAGUUGUGCCUCUGCCAUAAAUGUAGAAGUUCCUUCUCAGCCAGAGCUGCUGCUGUGCUUGGUCUUGUGGGUUGGGAUACUUUUUUGCAGCUGGUGUGGAUGUCGCUCUGGCACUCUGUCCUCAUGAGCUGCAAAGAGCUUGUGUGUGUGGUAUGGAGCGGGCACUGCAAUGGGCUACUCAAACAUGCAGUUAAUUGCAUUACCUUCUCUGCAAAAUCAUAAGGUCGUAACAAACAGCGUUUUCCUAACGUAUCCAAUUGAUCCAGAGCUGCAUCUCAUCACUGGAGGAGUUGUCGUCUCUUGGGCUGUUUCUAUACAGCUGUAGGGCUGGUGGAUGAGAGCAGCCAGGAGCGAGUGGAGAUAAGAGGGCAAGUAGGAGCAAGUUGUCAGUCAGCAGUGGCUGUGGAUGCUUGCAGGGCACUGGCUGGAGUUAACACCUUCCCAAACUGACACUGCGUCCAAGAUGCUGCUGGAGGAGGUGGGCUGGUCCACGGGGAACAGCUUCGUGAACUGCUGCUAGAAUUGAAAGCACAGCUGGGUUUGAGGGAGGCUGGGUAGCUGCUACUUCGCUGUUUCCUGGUGGUGUGAUCGUGCCCUGGUCUGUCCACCCCUGCCACAUCACCCCACAAGCUGGUACUGCUUACAGGCCUGAUGGCAGCACACCAACCUGUCCCCAGCCUGUGGCUCGCUCCGCUACAGCAGCAGUGGUCUGGAUUGUGGGGUGGAAACUGGGCAAGGCAGGCGAGUAACACUUGUACAAUGCUGUGGCUGUGACUGUUAUCUCUGGGUUUUCUCCUCUCUUGUGAGGAGUCAGAUCUCUGAGGUUAUGGAUUUGCCCCUGAUUUGGGAAGGAGGAGCCUCGGGGGGGUGGAAGUGGGGGUUGAUCAGGGGCGUGGGAGGUGUGUUGCUGGCUGUUAGCAAGUGGAAGUGGGUCUGGACGUGCUGCAGGUGGUCCUUGCUGCUGUGUCACUCUGCUCCUCUGGUCGGUGCAUGUUCUCUUCUGAAGCCAACUGUCUGUGUUUUAGCAACAAAUUAAAUAGGAAAUGAGGAGGAACGAGCUUCUCCGUGGAGUGGCUCCUGAUGCAGAGUUGUUGCUUGUGGAGCAGACUGUGGAAUUGCUUGGGUAGUAGAUAGAGAUAAGGAAGUUCUCAAAUUCUGAGUUGAUCCUAAAUUAUUUUUUAAUUUUUAAGGCUAAGACUCUGAAGUCUUGGCACAGAAGAGUUUACUCCCUCUCCAAGUCUGUGGUUUGUCACAUCAGUGUGGCUGAUGAAAUGCCCCUGCUUCCUAGGGGACAAUGGGUCAGAAGAACAAUCCCAGCUGUCCCGCCACCCUCUGGCUUCAUGGGCCGUGUGCCUUCUUUUACUGUCUGUCAGGCAGCAGCGUAGCCAGGGAGCAAAGAAAAGGCAGAUAUCGGAGCCUGAGGCAGUUGUUGCUUAUUUCCACCGGCCUUUCUCCAGACUGAAGGAACAUGGGCCCUUCAUUCCUGCUCUCUGCUGGGGCUCUGUGCCCACCAGUCACAGUGUGGGUGGUGUCAAAGGGCAGGGAGCCCUCCUGUGCUCUAGUUACGGGGCAGCAUGCUGCAGCUCUGUGCUGUGCUGUGGCUGUAGCGAGGCUGGGGCUGUGGAGCGCGUGGUCAGUGCUGAGGAGGGGCUGGCCAUGCCAAGGUUUUCCCGUGUCCUAGGCUGCCACAGGGGACAGGUCUGCAGAGGCACCUUCCCUCCUGCUGCAUAGCUGCAUACAGGAGGCAUCGUACCCAGCUCACUCCACCGCUGGUCAAAGGGACAGCUGUCGAGAGAGGGGCUUGCUUUGAAGAAGCUCUUGCCCUCCUGCUGAGGAGGGAGCUUGGCCUUGCUUUUAGCUUGGAUGCUUCAACACGAUCAUGUUUUGUUCUUUUAGUUUUAGUGGUCUGAGUGAUCAGGCGUGCGUACUUCUGUGAAUGCUGAUCCAUCGUGAUCCCAGCAGGCGAGGGCUGCGCCAUGCUGGCACCCAGCCACCAGCACGGCUGGAGGGAGCCCUGUCUGCUUUAGGAAAGGCUGGGGAGCCAUCAGGCCUGCAGGCAGAGCAGGGGGAGUGCUCCCCAUCUUACCCCUCUGUUAGGGAGGUCCCAGGCUGCUGCAGCCGAGGCUCCUUGCCAAGGUCUUUGGGAUAUAGGUGGUUGCAGUGGGUACAGAGCUCUGGCAUGGGGUCAGGAGUGGAGGUGGAAGGUGUGUUUCGGAGGAGGCUUUCUUGCUUUGCCAUACUUUGUGGGGAGGAGGGGGAGAUAAUUAAACAAUUACCCUGCUGCUCUGUUUGCCAGUCUGUCCCUGUCCAUUUUCCUGCUGCCCCCCUUCCCUCCCCCUGAUGCCCCCGAUGCUGGCUUGUCAGUGUAGCCCUUGGGGUCCCUUGCAUUUCGGCAACUGCUCGUCUUGCUUGGGAUGGUCAACUGUACUGUAACAAAACAAUGCGUUAACCUCAGUAUCCUGCUGGAUCUCUGUACAUGUCCUGCAAGGCCGUGCAGAGGGGGCCUUUGGGCUGUUAAUGCCUUUCCAGUUAUUUUAUUAAAAGGAAAAAAAAAAAAGGAACCUGUAAAUGUAGCAAGCUGUGUUUGCAAUGCUUGUUUUCUCCUAUCUCCUCCGAGACUGGUUAUGUCACUUUGUCACCAUUUUGAAAUGGAUGCUGGGCUCUUUUUAAGAGAGGGUUGCUAUACUUGGUGUUAAAUGACUCACUGACUCCGGUUUUUAUUUCAUUUCCAAUACCAGUACCAGAUGAAUCAGAUGAAUGACUUUUUUUUUUUUUGGCUUUUACAAAAUGUUCAUCUCGGUGGCGUGGAGCGGGCGGCCAGAGGGCAGCGUUUCAAUGAGUAGUUUACAGUCUCACUUUCUGCAGACACUUGAACAUAGGACCGAUGUAUCUGUGACAAGCACAUCCCCGCUGGUGGGAAGCUCCCGAGGAGCGGGGAGCACCCCGGGCCCAGCCAGCCCCCUGCGGCACGUGGGGCAGCGCUCGGCUCAGCCCCACCGUCCCCACGCUGUGCCCGGCUGCUCGCUCUCCAGCUGCCAGCCCCAAACAGGGGCUGGUGUGCGAAGGGGCCACUUGGCAUCACUUGGUCCCUGGGGCAGCCCCGCUCCCCCUCCUCCUAUCCCAGCCAACAUGUUGUGGUCCCACUGGAGUUGGAAACCUUUGAAUCUGUAGCUCAGAAACACCCGCUGAGCUGCGCCCCGGCGAGGGUGGCCCUCUGCUCGCUCGCCUGGAGCAAAAAGGGUGAUGGCUCAAUGUGCUGGCCCUUCUCAAACCCUGUGUGUCCCAACCUCAGCUUUCUGUUUCCCAAAACUAGAAAGUGUGUGCAACCUUCUUCAGCUGCAUUUACCGUAGAGACAAACUUAAAAUGACUCAUCGCAGACCAUGUAUCACUUGGGAGGAGAAUCUUGUUAAUAUGGCCCGCUGUACAUGAUCCAUCUUCUGUCGAUAGUACAUAAUCUUUGACCCAUGUGCUAGGAUCAUCAUCACGUAUAAAAGGAAAAGAGAAAAGUGUAAAAUACUUGAAUGAGAGCUUGUAUUAUAACAUUAAUAUUAUUCAGAGUAUCUGCUUUCUAGGCUGAUGUGAUUCAUUAUUCUAGUAAUGCUUUAGUCCUUUGUAAUUUGUGGUAAUUAUGCUUUUUCCUUUUUAAUACAAAAAAAAUGUAUAAAAAUAAAAACUUCAAAAGGCA